Molecule: messenger RNA, 774 nt
Organism: Ziziphus jujuba (common jujube)
Lineage: Eukaryota; Viridiplantae; Streptophyta; Magnoliopsida; Rosales; Rhamnaceae
Exons: 1
Coding region: 1-774 (257 amino acids)
Biological process (GO): root development; shoot system development
Source: RefSeq, a predicted model, not a curated record
AUGCAGAUUGAGAUCUUCAGGCGCUACACAUUGUUCAACAAAUGGCAACAGGCGCUACACAUUGUUCAACAAAUGGCAAUGCUUCUUUUGCCACUUAUUCGACAAAAGUUGGCAAAAGAGCAACGUGAAUGGAUCGACAAGCAGCGGGAUGGAUCUCUUAGUUUCUUGGAUGUCUGUGGCAUGGCCAGGGAGGCCUUGUUUCAAACAAAAGAAUGCAUGCACGAACUUCAGUCGAUUCUACGAAGAAGACGGGGAGUUGAAAGUGGACUUGCAAAUGAGGUCAAGAAAUGCAUGACAAUCAGAAAUACGAUAACAAAGACCAUUCGCAUGGCUUUAGGAAAUUUGAAACAUGCUCAAAAUAGAUAUGACUUUUGUCCCUUGAACGACGAGCAGGAUUCUUUAGCCAUUGUUAGAAACAUGAGGGAGCUAGAAGCAUUGACUGCGGGAGUGUUUGAAUCUUUGUUGUUCUUCAUCUUGGGUCAGAAGCCAGAAUCAAAGCCUCGGGUAUGGUUGCUAGUCUCUAAGUUGAUGCACCAGAAAGGAGUAGAACCCAAGGAAUAUGAAAGCUACGAUAACGAAUUUUCGAAGGUGGCUGCAGCAUUGCAAUUAAUUGUUAUCCCCAAAACGAGCAGUUGUAAUGAGCUCUUGGUGAAUACACAAAACCAACUAGAAAAUUUGGAGAUGUGCAUAGAAGAUCUAGAAGGAGGACUUGAAAAACUUUCUAGAAUUCUGAUCAAGAACAGAGUUUCCCUUCUCAACAUUCUCAACCACUAG